AUGCUUGAUGACAAUGACAGUGACAGUCACAAAGAGAAUGCGGCAGAAGUGCCAGACUCCAAAGACAAGCACAUUCGAGACUGUUGGUUCAGCCUCAAUAAUGCGAACGACGUUGCGCUGAACAUGGAUACUCAUGAGAAUCACACCGAGUACACCGACAGCGACAGUUAUAAUGAAGAUGACGAGGACUGA
Molecule: messenger RNA, 192 nt
Organism: Phanerochaete carnosa HHB-10118-sp
Lineage: Eukaryota; Fungi; Basidiomycota; Agaricomycetes; Polyporales; Phanerochaetaceae
Exons: 2
Coding region: 1-192 (63 amino acids)
Source: RefSeq, a predicted model, not a curated record